AUGGAGUGGCCACAUAGACCACCUGAUCUCACCCCUUCGAUUGUUUUCGCUACGUUAACCGAACAGACAAUUUGGAAGAGAAUAGAAAGAGGUAGACACGAAAUGGCUCAUAUAACUCCGCAGAUGAUGGAUUACUUUGUGAAUAAAUCAAGAGAGUCAGAUAACGGGCGAUGCCGGUUUAAUCAACAAGGUCGAGGGUUCAUUGCAUUUGCUGCUUUCCUCGCCGUCGCCCGAGCUGGUAUUCUACCGGCAGCACCUCUAGCAUACGCAGCUGCGCCCGUCGGAAUCGCAGCUCCAAUCAGUUACCACGCUCCAAUAGCUAAAGCUGUAGUAGCUCCGGUAGCCAAAGCCGUCGUUGCCGAUGAUUACGAUCCUCAUCCACAAUACAAUUUCGCUUAUGAUAUUCAAGACGGUCUUACCGGCGACAGUAAAAACCAACACGAAGUAAGAGAUGGUGAUGUAGUUCAAGGAAGUUACUCUUUGACUGAUGCUGAUGGUUACAGACGUACUGUUGAAUACACCGCCGAUCCAAUCCACGGUUUUAACGCAGUAGUUCACAGAGAACCACUCGUACAGAAAACAAUUGUUACUAAAACUGUUGCUCCAGUAGCUUAUAGUGCGCCUGUAGCUAAAAUCGCUGCUCCUCUUACCUAUGCCGCUCCCGUAACUAAGUAUGCUGCUCCAGUUGCUCAUUACUACCAUUAAAUAUCUUUUUAGAAAAAAUGACUGUGUACAGAUAGGUAUUUAUUUUGAAUAAAUUAAUAUAGAAGGCAA
Messenger RNA from Diorhabda carinulata, 774 nucleotides. RefSeq names its product larval cuticle protein A3A-like. The transcript is spliced from 3 exons. Lineage: Eukaryota; Metazoa; Arthropoda; Insecta; Coleoptera; Chrysomelidae. Bases 1 to 705 code for a protein of 234 amino acids. The record is from RefSeq and is a predicted model, not a curated record. Gene Ontology annotation, cellular component: extracellular matrix.